UCUCGUCCUGCCUCGCCUGUACGCGCUGUUCGCACUGGUCGCACUAGUCGUCGGGUUCCUCAUCUGCGUCCUCCUCCUGUCCCCGGCACCCACGCUAUGGCACUUCGUCCUUCCUCUGUUCCACUGCGUGUUCCUCUGCCUGCUCCUCCUGAGUCCUCUCUUCCUGCUGUCCAUGACCCUGAGUCUGACCUCGCUCGUGCUGCCAGUCCCACUGUCACUCGUCUCCUCGCCACUGUUGUCACUGACCCUUCUUUUGAGUCCACUGCUGCGUCUGCCCUCGUUGCUGAGCUGCUUGACUUUGCUGCUGCCUGUCGUCUAGACUACGCCACUGCUCUUGUUGCUGAGUCUGAGUCUGCCAGUCCUCCGUCCAUCGAGGGUGAGUGUGCUCUUGGCACGGACGUCCUUGAGGACAGGCAGGAGGACUUUGAGUGUCUUGCAGCUGCUGUACCUCAUCUCGUGGCCAUGCUGCUUGCCCCUGAGGGAGACCCGGAUGCACCAGACAUCCCGACCCCGCGCUCUUACGCAGAGGCGAUUACGGGUCCUUACUCCUCUCAGUGGCAGACAGCCAUGGACGCCAAGAUGGCAUCCUGGAAGUCCACAGGCACCUACGUCGACGCAGUUCCCCCGUCUCGGGUGAACAUAGUCGAUGGCAUGUGGAUUUUCAGGGUGAAGCGGCCGCCGGGUUCUCCACCUGCCUUCAAGGCGCGUUAUGUUGCUCGAGGCUUCAGUCAGCGACAGGGGGUCGACUACUUCUAG
Molecule: messenger RNA, 756 nt
Organism: Closterium sp. Naga37s-1
Lineage: Eukaryota; Viridiplantae; Streptophyta; Zygnematophyceae; Desmidiales; Closteriaceae
Source: the annotation of a GenBank genome assembly